AUGAACAAGCAGGCGUCGGACGGCACGAGCACGGAUGAUCUGGAGCGAACUGGAGGUCAGGGACAGAACAGUGUUCAAAGAGCAGUCCACAACGAUGCUGCGAUGGCAACGUCACUGUGGAAGAAGUGGAUGACACGGGACAGUAAAGUGCACUUUCUUCUUGUUUUUAGCACGGGGUCCAUUCUUGGGACGUAUGUAAGAGUCGGUAUUGAGGCGUUGACCAAAUACAAGUACUCCUUCACGGCAGAGGGAUCGUCGCUGUGGCCGAACUUCGUUGCAUGUCUGCUGAUGGGCGCGCUGCAGAUCCUUAACGGUCCGGAAAAUUCAUGGUUUACGGAGUGUCCAUACCUGUACACAGGGCUCACCACCGGAUUCUGCGGUGCCUGCUCGUCGUAUUCUAGUAUGGUACUCGAAAUGAUGCACUACUCGACAAGCCUGAAUAGAAUCAACAUCAACGAGCACGUCAAGUUGCCCAACAGAGCGUAUGGGAUCAUGGAGUUUCUAUCGGUGUUAUUGAGCCACCUCUUUAUAUCAUUUGGUGCUUAUAUCUGGGGAAGAGCGCUGGCAGAGCAGUUGGCUGCCGCAGUCACCACCAGCAGAGAUAGCGAAAAGUCGGAAGACAGCUCCGACACCCCUCAUCCAACUCCUGUUGUCGCGCACCACACAGUGUUGAAAUACGUCAAAUGGCUCAACAUGGUGUUUGCGGCAGCGACAAUCCCUCUAAUCGCGUUGCUCAUCGUGCUAGCCUGUGUCUACAACAAUUACUCUAGAGCCGUAUGGACGCUACCGCCGUUAUUCGGCAUAUUCGGUUCCCUGCUGCGUCACCACCUAUCGCUGUCAUUCAAUUCAGGCAACGUGAGAUUCCCGCAUGGGACCUUUAUUGCGAACCAGCUUGGUGUUAUCCUGAUCUGCGUGUUUGAUAUGGUCCAGCGCGGUAAGAAAAAUGGACACAGCAACACCCCCAUUAUUACAUCUGUCACCGCAUGCCGAGUAGUAUCAGCACUGUCCAAUGGGUUUUGCGGCUGUCUGAGCACUUUGAGUACAUUCAUGAACGAGGGCUACCGGUUAGGCUUCCGGGGUAGUCUCUUUUAUUAUUCCGUUUCUUUCGGCGUCUCAUACAUCGUGUGCAUUAUUAUGUUGGGAUCCCUAGCCUGGUCGAGAGGGUUGACGGUACCCGUUUGUUAG
Messenger RNA from Huiozyma naganishii CBS 8797, 1185 nucleotides. RefSeq names its product FluC/FEX family fluoride channel. Gene Ontology annotation, molecular function: fluoride transmembrane transporter activity. The transcript has a single exon. NCBI's taxonomy places the organism in Eukaryota, Fungi, Ascomycota, Saccharomycetes, Saccharomycetales, Saccharomycetaceae. Gene Ontology annotation, biological process: fluoride transmembrane transport. The coding region runs from base 1 to 1185 and encodes 394 amino acids. The record is from RefSeq and is a predicted model, not a curated record. Gene Ontology annotation, cellular component: membrane.